AUGCCUAUUCUCCCAGAAACCCUUGACGGGUCUUCACCGUUUUCGCAACCCGAAGCCUUAGACGACCAAGAUCGAAUUGGGUCCGAAGCCCAAGACGAAUACAGCGUUCCUGCAGAAACCCUUGAUGGGUCUUCUCCAUCUGAAGAAAUGUGCGAGUUGGAUUUGGUUCCUGUUCUUGAAACCGAAAACGGGGCUUCGGUUCCUGAGUUGCAGUGCUUAGAACAACUGCAAGAAGAUGACCCAACAUCGCCUCCUCCUGUCAAUGAUGACAGUUUACUGAAUUUUGAGUCGAAUUCGCAUUCGGAGUCUUCGGGGCCUUCUUGGUCUCAGUGGCCUUCAUCAGAGUCUAGCAAGCAGUCAGUGGCUUACUCUGAGCCGUAUACGGUCGAAGAAUCCAAGAUCUCUAUGGUGGGUGCAGGGCUUUAUAAUCUCGGUAAUACGUGCUUUAUCAAUGCGAUUCUGCAAUGCUUUACGCAUACUGUGCCCCUCGUGGAGGGUCUGCGUUCCUCCAAUCACCCGUUGCCUUGUGAUUGUGGUAGUGAAGGGUUCUGUGUUCUUUGUGCUCUCCGUGAACACAUUGAUCUUUCAAUAGUUUCCUCAGGAAGGGCACUUUCACCAUCAAAGCUUGUUGAUAAUUUGAACCAUUUCUCAUCUUAUUUCCGAAGAUACCAGCAAGAAGAUGCCCAUGAGUUCUUGCAAUGUUUUUUAGAUAAACUAGAAAGAUCUUGGUUGGAUUCUGAGAAAAACAAUGAGACUUCAUCUUGCGAAGAUAAAAACAUUGUGAACAGGGUGUUUGGUGGCAGUCUUGUUAGCAAACUCCGAUGUUGUAGCUGUGGUCACUGUUCUGACACUCGUGAACCUCUGAUUGAUCUGAGUUUGGAAAUCGAAGAUGUUGACUCUCUUCCUAGGGCUCUUGAAUCCUUCACUAAGAUAGAGAAGAUAAAUGACUCGGAGACAAAGUUUACAUGUGAGAAUUGCAAGGAAGAAGUGUCAGUGGAGAAGCAGCUUGUGGUGGAUGAGGCCCCUCCAGUUGCUGCAUUUCAUUUAAAGAGAUUUAAAACUGAUGGAAAUUAUGUGGAGAAGAUUGACAAACAUGUAGAAUUUCCUUUGGAGUUGGACUUGAAGCCCUACACCAGUAGCAAUAACAGUGACGUGGAAUUGAAGUAUGAACUUUAUGCAAUUGUGGAGCAUGUUGGCUUUUCAGCUACUUCUGGGCACUAUUUUUGCUUUAUUCGUUCCUCUCCAGAUACAUGGCAUAGGUUGGAUGACUCAAAGGUUACUAGGGUUCGAGAAGAAUUUGUUUUGUCACAAGAGGCAUACAUUCUGUUCUAUGCCAGGCAGGGUACUCCCUGGUUUUCAAGUUUAAAGGAAGGGCAGAUGUCAUGCCCGGAACUACACAUUAUGAAUACAUCACCCAAGUCAGUGCUAGAUCCUGUUGAUGACAUCUUUCCUGUGAAUAUUCCUGAGGGGUGUACUCCCAAUGCUCCCAGAGAUGUUGGCCAGAAAAUUUCUACUUUCUUCCGCAGAUCAAAAUGUCAGGAGGUCUUGGUUACUGAUACUGACACCAGAGAUGCGGCUGAUAAACGUUGUGAACAGAUUGAUGGAUCCAAGCAUGAUGCUGCAGGUUUUGAGGAGACUGAUGAUAGUACACCUAUGGUUACUGCUUCAACCUCAGUUGGUGCAAGUAAAUGUUUUACUGGAACUUCACACAACAAUGAUAAUAAUGAGAAUAUAUGCAGUAUAUCCUCUCGUGGUGGUACAGAUGUACAUAUGACGUUUGAUGAAGUCAGAGUUGCUGGUUCCCCUCCUAAGACACCACCCAGAUCUCGAAGUGUAGAUGGGAUGUCUUUUGAGUCUACUCCAGAACCAAAAUAUCGUAUUCCACGAGAUCAUCUGAAGUCAGCAGACAAUGUGAUCUAUAAGAGAAGAUCAAGCAAAGUUAUUCCUCCCGUGGAUGAAAAUCCAAUGAGAAAGGAAGCUAUCAGGUAUCUUUCAAAGUCAAGAAGUGCUCCCAGGGACAGGAGAAAUCAGCUUCUUGCUGCUAUCGCGGAGCCUCCAGAGGGUAUGAACAAGAAAAGGAAAAGAGUGGGGAUCAUGACCAUGUAA
Messenger RNA from Fragaria vesca subsp. vesca, 2106 nucleotides. RefSeq lists its product as uncharacterized. Gene Ontology annotation, molecular function: cysteine-type endopeptidase activity; cysteine-type deubiquitinase activity. Bases 1 to 2106 code for a protein of 701 amino acids. Gene Ontology annotation, biological process: protein deubiquitination. The record is from RefSeq and is a predicted model, not a curated record. The transcript has 8 exons. Gene Ontology annotation, cellular component: nucleus; cytosol. NCBI's taxonomy places the organism in Eukaryota, Viridiplantae, Streptophyta, Magnoliopsida, Rosales, Rosaceae.